UUCCAUGAUAAAUUCAAAAUUAUGCUCCAUCUCCCUUAUCUAUCCCACUAGUUACAUUCCUGAUCGGUGAGACAGCUCAUGAGACUCGGGAGGUCGCUCGCGUGUUGUUUUGGCGGGAAAGUUGCGCGGCAGUCCCCUGUACGUCCGUUCACGAUCGUUUAGUUAGUUUGUGCAUACGUUAGUGCUUUGUAGAAGGUAGAGAGCGAACGAUUUUCGAAACCGAGUUGUCAUCAGAAGUCACAGUUGAACUACGAUUCCACUGUGAUUAUUUUAAUUCGAUUUAUAUUAAACUUAUCAGCUCGGUUUUGAGCCACUACUGAAUUUCACGUGAUAAUCAUUUGGUAAAGCAGCACUUCAAGCCUUCAUCAAAAUGUCUGGCUCCAUUGGUAAAUUAUAUAAACGUCCCUUUACUGUAUGCGUGGAGGGCAACAUAGGGAGUGGUAAAACAACGUUUUUAAGUCACUUCAAGAAAUAUGACAAUGUUACUGUAUUGGAAGAACCAGUUGAACUUUGGCGCGAUGUAUCUGGGACAAAUCUAUUGGAAUUAAUGUAUAGCGAACCAUCUCGUUUUGCUUUCCUGUUCCAAUCAUAUGUACAAUUGACUAUGCUCCAAUUACAUACUUGUAAAACACCUUCGCCAUACAAAAUAAUGGAGAGAUCUGUCUAUAGUGCAAUGUGCUUCGUAGAACAUUUAAAACGCAGAAAUGUACUGCGUAAUGUUGAAGUCACUAUUUUGGAAGAUUGGUAUGACUGGUGCUUGAAAAAUGCCAAUAUAGAAACUAAUUUAAUAGUAUACUUGAGAACGACGCCGGAGAUCGUAUAUGAAAGAAUGAAAAGACGAGGUCGGAAGGAAGAAAACGCUGUUUCCUUGGAGUAUCUAAAGCAAAUCCAUCAGAUCCAUGACGAUUGGCUUUAUCAUCAAACUUUGAAGCCAGUGCCGUCACCGGUAAUAACCAUAAACGGUGAUCGAGAACUUCAUGAAAUGGUAGAAGAAUUUGAUAAAUGUAAAAACGAAAUCUUCAGUAAGGUAAUAGACGAUAAUGACGUAAAUAAUACAAUAAUUACAGUAUCGACAAAUCGCGUGCUACCUGAAAUCAAAGCUGGUAUCUCAGAUUAA
This is a messenger RNA of Pogonomyrmex barbatus (red harvester ant), 1117 nucleotides long. It is a transcript of the gene dnk, whose product is annotated as deoxynucleoside kinase. The record is from RefSeq and is a predicted model, not a curated record. Gene Ontology annotation, molecular function: deoxynucleoside kinase activity; ATP binding. Gene Ontology annotation, biological process: nucleobase-containing compound metabolic process. Gene Ontology annotation, cellular component: mitochondrion; cytoplasm. NCBI's taxonomy places the organism in Eukaryota, Metazoa, Arthropoda, Insecta, Hymenoptera, Formicidae.